GAAAUCUAUAGAACGGAGAUAAAACGCGGAAGCGGAUCGUCUGCUGCUUCAUAUACAGCCUUUGUGUUUUUGUUUUGUGAUUAGAUGUAAAACGCGACAAUGACACUCUCCUAGUUAUAAAACUGGUAAGGUUUUGUAUUUUGAAAGAGGACAUAAUCAUUUUCGGAACCCGUCAUGUGUUAGUUUGUAUGAGAAUCUCUGUUGGCUUUACAUAGCAGUGUAGCUGUUUAGCUUUCGUGUUGUUGAGCUAACCUGGGCCUGUGCGAUUACUGUAAAACUUCACACUCUUCCGCUAUGACUGGCUGUGACUCUGAGUAAACACGAGCGUUGAUCUAUACAGUAUUCGAAGACAGUCAUUUCUCUGUUAAGCCCCACCAUUUAUUUACUCUUGUGAGAUUUGACUAGUGGAUGAUGUAUGCCCCCGCGGGAAACACUCUUCCUGGAGCUCGCAGGAGACGAGGUGGACCUGCCAUUCCCAAGCAGCCUGAACGCAGUCUAGCGUCUGCAUUCCCUGGUGCACUCUCCAUCACAGCCCUGUGCACAGCCCUAGCUGAACCAGCAUGGCUGCGUGUGCAUGGAGGAACUUGUCCCAGACAGGAGCUCGGGGUGGCUGACGUGUUGGGAUACGUAGACGAGAAACUCAUUGAAGACUACUGUAUUAAUUCCCAGACAGUCCUACUGUUGCGAGUCAUCGCUGCCUUCUGUUUCUUGGGCAUCUUGUGUAGUCUGACAGCUUUUCUACUGGAUGUCUUUGGGCCUAAACAUCCUGCUCUCAAAAUUACACGUCGAUAUGCCUUCGCUCACAUUUUUACAGUGCUCCAGUGUGCCACUGUGAUUGGCUUCUGCUAUUGGGCAUCAGAGCUUAUUCUCACACUGCAGCAGCAACACAAGAAGUAUCAUGGCUCGCUCAUCUACGUCACGUUUGCCAUUAGUUUUUACUUGGUGGCUGGAGCUGGAGGAGCUUCCAUUUUAGCAACGGCUGCUAACUUACUCCGCCAUUACCCUACCGAGGAAGAGGAGCAGGCCCUAGAGCUACUCUCUGAGAUGGAAGAGAGCAGUGAGACUUAUCCAGUUGACUAUGAUGUUGCCAACCAGUUCCAACCACCACCCGCUUAUACACCCUGAUGAAAAAGCAUUCUUAAGUCUUUUGUGUUGUCCAGACCUUCCACCCUCAUGCUUAAGGUACCUUUUAAGCCUUCCAAACAAAUCAUGGGCAGAGCAACAUGCGAAGUCCAUUUGCCAUGUAAUAAAUCCUCUACAUGUAGGCCUAAUACUUUACAAUACUAUAUUGCUAUUUUGUCCUUGUUACCUUUUUAUCCAUAUGUUUAACUGUCAGUUAUGGCAGUGAUUCUGGAAUGGCUGAUAAUCACUGGGAAAUGUUCAUCUUUUGUUAGCAAAAAUUGCAUGUAAAUGCCUGUAGAGGCUUGAGACCCAAACAAAACUCUUUCUAGAUUUGGUCAAAAGUGGCAUGCUUUAUGAACAAAUGUGAAAUAUAGACUGAGAUAAGGUGCACAGUAAUCCAGCUGUUUGGCUCAUUGACUAGGGUUUGAGAGAACCUUUGGUUUCCUCUACUUUUUUUUCUUCUGUUAAAUGCUACAUUGUCAUUCUCUUGUAACAUUCCACACAUAAAAAUACUUCACAUUGUAGUAAUCUUUAAAUGAUGCUUUCCAUUCAGUUUGAUUGUAAGAUUUUUCAGCUGGGUAUGUGCGCGCACACACACACACACACACUUUGGUCCAGAGUAUGCUUUUAAUUUUCCAUGCACUGUUCACAUAAUUUUUGAGGGGUGGUUGGUGUCUUUUUCUAAACACUGAAACUUAAUUGAACUCUGCACUUCAAUGAUGCCCAGUAUGUUUUAUAUUUAUGUACUUCAUGUUUGAUAUUAUAAAAAAAGUGAUUUUGCUGUUCAGAACAAUUGACCUUAAUGCCAGAUUUUAUGUAGAAACAUUUUAAAUUCAGCUUUUGCAAAACUGUAAGAAACUUUUUCUCCAAUGUCUUGUGGAUUUUUUUUUUUUUUUUUUAAAUUAAGUUAUUUUCCCUUAGAUAGUUAUUUGGUGAUUUGUGGCUUUUAAGAAAACAAACAUAUUCCCCGCAGCAAAUAUACUAUUUAUUUUAUCUUGUAUAUUGUUAACAUCUACUUGCAUCUGUAUGGCUUUGCCAUUUUUAUCAGGCUUAACUGGCUGUGAUUUUGAAGUGGUCCAUUUUGCCAACUUGUGUUUAUAUAUUCACUGUUUAGUUAUAGUUAUAUUUCUACAUCUGUCUGUGUUUUUGCAGUAUGCUUUGCUAGGUUAUAUAAUUGAUUAUGUCCCAGCUCACAGUGCUACUCCAAAAUUCAUCCAAAAAAAAAAAUCAAGUCUUGUGUGUAUUCAUAUGUUCACAGUUCACCUAAAUUGUUUAUAGUUCUGUAAUUGUUUGAUAGUUCAUAGCAUGCCCAGACUAUGUAAUGUAUUUGUGUUUACUCAGUGAUCACGAGAGAUCUGAUUGUAAACAUGUACUAUUGAAUUUUACACCCAUUGUUUUCUCUUUUAUAUUGGGGUGGAUUGUGACAAUUCUCCUGUGACAAUGUUUCUCCUUCUGUAUUCAUUUAUGUAGCUUUGUCAUGAAAAAAUAAAGGUUCAUGGACGAUUUUUGUGGUA
Molecule: messenger RNA, 2636 nt
Organism: Hemibagrus wyckioides
Lineage: Eukaryota; Metazoa; Chordata; Actinopteri; Siluriformes; Bagridae
Gene: tmem127
Product: transmembrane protein 127
Exons: 4
Coding region: 409-1125 (238 amino acids)
Biological process (GO): negative regulation of cell population proliferation; negative regulation of TOR signaling
Cellular component (GO): membrane
Source: RefSeq, a predicted model, not a curated record